UAAUCGGUAGUCAUCCUUAUUUGACAGGUGUAAAUAAUAAUUAAAAAACAUGACAAUCGCGAAUGGUUUUAGAACUUUUUCGAAGCUAGCGGUGCCUGCCGUAUCAAAUCUAUUUUGUUUUGCGCGAUUGCAGAUAAGUACAGUAAAAAUGGCUGCAAACAAUCCCGAUUAUAAAGCGGCGACAAGUAUUCAUGAAUUCACAGUGAAAAACAUAAAAGGUGAAGAUGUUAAGUUGGAUGUUUACAAAGGGCAUGUUUGUCUUAUUGUAAACGUCGCAUCUCAAUGUGGUCUCACAGCGAAUAAUUACAAGCAAAUGAAUGAGUUAUAUGAACAGUACGCUGAAAGCAAAGGACUAAGGAUUUUGGCAUUCCCUUGCAAUCAAUUUGCUGGUCAAGAGCCUGGUAACCCAGAAGAAAUUGUUUGUUUUGCAUCUGAGAGGAAGGUCAAGUUUGAUUUGUUUGAAAAAAUUGAUGUCAAUGGUGACUCAGCACAUCCAUUAUGGAAAUUCUUGAAGCAUAAGCAAGGAGGAAUGUUGGGCAAUUUCAUCAAAUGGAAUUUCACAAAGUUCAUUGUGGACAAAGACGGUGUUCCUGUGGAGAGACAUGGACCUAAUGUAGAUCCAUUAAAUUUGGUCAAGUCUCUUGAAAAAUACUGGUAAAUUUUGACACAAAACGGCAACUGUUCAAGGACAUCACAUAUAUACACUAUUGGUUUUAUUUAUGCAUUUUAUCACUUGUUAAUUUUUUAAGA
Messenger RNA from Zerene cesonia (dogface butterfly), 750 nucleotides. RefSeq names its product probable phospholipid hydroperoxide glutathione peroxidase (gene Gtpx). Gene Ontology annotation, molecular function: glutathione peroxidase activity. The transcript is spliced from 4 exons. The record is from RefSeq and is a predicted model, not a curated record. Gene Ontology annotation, biological process: response to oxidative stress. Lineage: Eukaryota; Metazoa; Arthropoda; Insecta; Lepidoptera; Pieridae. The coding region runs from base 50 to 658 and encodes 202 amino acids.